Aspergillus aculeatinus CBS 121060 is the source of this 4880-nucleotide messenger RNA. Its product is annotated as putative rRNA biogenesis protein RRP5. The record is from RefSeq and is a predicted model, not a curated record. Lineage: Eukaryota; Fungi; Ascomycota; Eurotiomycetes; Eurotiales; Aspergillaceae. Gene Ontology annotation, biological process: rRNA processing. The transcript has 2 exons. Gene Ontology annotation, molecular function: protein binding; RNA binding. Bases 43 to 4764 code for a protein of 1573 amino acids. Gene Ontology annotation, cellular component: small-subunit processome; nucleolus.
GACUCCCUGGAUCUCCACAAUUACUUCUACCUGGGACAAUAUAUGCGGGCAAACGUUGUCUCCGUUGGAAGUAAUGCGGCUGACGCCAAUCCCAAGACCCGGCGCCGCAUUGAGCUUUCCGUCGACCCCCGACAGGCCAACUCCGGCCUUUCGAAGUCAGACCUCAUUAUGAACGCUGCAGUUCAAGCUUCGGUUGUCAGCGUGGAGGAUCACGGUUUGGUUAUGGACCUGGGUAUUGAAGGUGCUGAGGUCAAGGGAUUCAUGUCAUCGAAGGAAAUCGACCCCAAGACGGACUCUUCGACCAUCAAGGAAGGUUCCGUGUUUCUGUGUAUGGUGACUGGUCAGAAUGCCAACGGUAGUGUCAUCAAACUCUCGGCAAACCUUCAGUCCGCUGGGUCCAUCAAGAAGUCGCACUAUCUCAGCAAUGCCCCUACGAUCAGCUCUUUCCUCCCCGGUACCGCAGCGGAGAUCCUGUUGACGGAGGUGACAUCGACUGGAAUGGUUGGAAAGAUUAUGGGCAUGUUGGAUGCCACCGUGGACUUUGUUCAAUCUGGGGCCAAUACAGGAAAGGAGGACCUGGUCAAGAAGUACCAAACGGGUGCGAAGAUCAAGGCUCGCUUGGUCUGUACUUUCCCCGCCUCUGAGCCUUUCAAGGUCGGAUUCACAUUGCUCGACCAUGUCGCCAAAUUCGCGUCCGACAGCCAUGGACCGGGCUCCUCCAACGAUGCACCUGCUAUCUCUGCCAUUUUGCCCGAGGCUAAAGUCAUUCAAGUCGACCCUGGAAUGGGUGUCUACGUCCAAAUCGGAUCUACGAAGCACAUUGGUUUCGUCCACGUCUCGAGAUUGGCCGAUGGCCAAGUGGAAAAUAUUUCGGCUGAGCAUGGCCCCUUCAGCUUGAACACCGUACACGAAGCCAGAGUUGUUGGCUACAGCCACAUCGACAACCUCUACCUGCUGUCUUUCGAGAGGAAGAUUAUCGAUCAGCCAUUCCUCCGCCUCGAGGAUGUGACAGUGGGAGCGGUUGUCAAAGGAACGAUUGAGAAGCUUUUGAUUGGAGCAAACGGCCUUGAUGGUCUUAUCGUCGUCCUGGCUGACGGGAUCACCGGUCUUGUGCCUUCCAUGCACUUUGCUGAUACUCUUCUUCAAUUUCCUGAGAAGAAGUUCCGUGAGGGUAUGACGGUCUCGGCCAGGAUUCUCUCGGUCAACCUGGAGAAGCGCCAGAUUCGUCUGACUCUGAAGAAGAGUCUCCUGAACAGCGAGUCCGCUAUCUGGAAGGACUACAAAGACAUUACCCCUGGAUCGCAGUCUCCAGGUACUAUUGUCAGCAUCAAGUCUCAUGGUGCAGUGGUUCAGUUCUAUGGUACCAUCCGCGGUUUCCUUCCUGUCUCGGAGAUGAGUGAGGCUUACAUCAGAGAUCCGUCGCAGCACUUCAGACAAGGUCAGGUUGUCAACGUGCAUGCACUCAGUGUGGACGCCUCGCUUGAGAAACUCGUGGUGUCUUGCAAAGAUCCUUCGACUUUCACCGAAACCUACAAGGAGGCCUUCGAGAAGAUCCACCCUGGCUUGCUCGUUUCGGGUACCGUGUUCGAGAAGUCCAGCGAUGAUAUGCUCCUCAAACUGGACGAGUACGGCCUUGUGGCUAGACUUAACCUUGAACAUGUUAUCGACGGUUCUCCCUCGAAGCAGGCUUCGACUCUUUCGAAGAUCCGCGUCGGUCAAAAGCUUAACGAGCUCCUUGUUCUCGACAUCCAACGGGCCCAUAGGCUCAUCAAGGUUUCCGGCAGACAAUCCCUCAAGAAAGCUGUCAAGCAAGGUUCCAUGCCUGGUUCCUUUGAAGAUCUCAAGGAGGGCGCUGAGGUCACUGGCUUUGUCCGCAACAUCGCCCAGACUGGUUUGUUCGUCGAGUUCAUGGGUGGUCUGAUUGGUCUCGUUCCCAAGCGUCUCAUCGCCGAUGAGAACGUGAACAAGCCCAGCUACGAUAUGGUUAGGUCACAAGUUGUCACUGCGACGGUCCACUCGCUCGACGCUGAUUUCAAGCGAUUCAUCUUGAGCAUGAAGCCCUCUGAAGCUACCCGCGCUGGCGCUAAGAAGCCCGCCGCCAAGCCCGCUCCUACCAACGAUGCAGUUACCAAUGCUAUCGAUGAGAGCAUCACCUCGAUGUCUGACUUCACCUUCGGAAGAAUCGUCAAGUGCAAGGUCGUUUCCGUCCGCGCAACUCAAGUCAACGUUCAGCUCGCCGAUAACAUUCAGGGUCGGAUUGACGUUUCUGAAGUAUUCGACAAGUGGGAGGAUAUCAACGACCGCAAACAGCCUCUUCGUUCCUUCCGACCUAAGCAGGAGAUUGAGGCCAGGAUCUUGGGAGUCCACGAUGCUCGCAAUCACAAAUUCCUUCCCAUCAGCCACCGUACCGGAAAGUUCCCCGUCUUCGAACUUUCCAUCAAGCCAAGCUUCUUGAAGGCCAGCAACCCCACCCCGCUCAACUUGGAGCAGGUCCAGAAUGGCUCGUCUUGGGUGGGCUUUGUCAACAACGUCGCGGACAACUGCCUUUGGAUCAACCUGUCUCCCAAUGUCCGUGGAAGACUGCGCCUCAUGGAUGCUUCGGAUGAUCUCUCCCUUCUGGCUGACGUUGACAAGCAUUAUCCUAUUGGCUCUGCCGUCAAGGUGCAUGUCACGGCAGUCGACGCUGAGAAGGGUCGUCUUGACCUGUCUGCUAGACAGCGUUCUGAUAAGCUCUCAUUCGAUGACAUUUCGACUGGUAUGAUUCUGCCCGGUAGGGUCACCAAAGUGACCGAGAGACAGGUCAUCCUGCAACUCAGCGACUCGAUCGUCGGUGCGGUUGAUUUGAUUGACAUGGCAGAUGACUACACGAAGGCCAACCCUACCGUCUACCAGAAGAACGAGGUUCUGCGUGCCUAUGUCGUGAGCGUCGAUAAGGCCAAGAAGAAGAUUUCCCUUUCAACGCGCCCAUCGAAGGUUCUCAGCUCGGGUCUACCCGUGCAGGACAAGGAGAUCACUUCCAUCAAAGACCUCGCCGUCAACGAUGUGGUCCGUGGCUUCAUCCGCAGAGUCGCCGAUAACGGUCUCUUCGUGACUGUUGGCCAUGGUGUCACUGCCUACGUCCGUGUCUCUGACCUCUCGGACUCCUAUCUCAAGGAGUGGAAGGAUUCCUUCCAGAACGAUCAACUGGUCAAGGGUCGUGUUACUGUGGCCGAUGCCGAGCAAGGCAAGCUGCAGAUGAGCUUGAAAGAGUCGGUCUUGGAUCCCAACUACAAGGCCCCGCUCACCCUCCACGACCUUAAGCCUGGUCAGGUCGUCACCGGAAAGAUCCGCAAGGUGCAAGAUUUCGGUGCUUUCAUCGUCAUUGACGGCUCCGCCAACAUUAGUGGUCUUUGCCACCGCAGUGAAAUGGCCGAUAAGCGUGUUGAUGAUGCUCGCACUCUCUACGAGGAGGGUGACGCUGUCAAGGCGGUCAUCUUGAAGAUUGACCGUAAGCAAGAAAAGGUCUCUUUCAGCCUUAAGGCUUCAUACUUCAACGACGAGGAUGAAGAUGAAGAUGAAGACAGCGAAGAGGACGGCGACGAGUCGGAAGGCGUCAGCCUCGAUGGCUUCGGUGGAGUUGAUGUCGAGGACAGUGAUGAGGACAGCGAUGUGUCCAUGGGUGGAGUUGAUGUCGACGAUGAUGAGGACAGUGGAAGCGAGAGCGAGGAUGAGUCCAUGGAUGAAGCACCUUCCGCUCAACAAGGAGGACUCGGUGCAAACGCCUUCGACUGGAACGGCAACUCCAAGGACACGGAGGAAGCGGUGGAGUCCGAUUCCGACUCAGAUGCUGAGUCUCGCCCUAAGAAGAAGAAGAACCGCAAGCCUGAGAUUCAAGUUGACCGAACCGGCGAUUUGGAUGCCAAUGGACCUCAGUCUGUGGCCGACUACGAGCGAUUGCUCCUUGGUGAGCCUGAUUCUUCGGUUCUUUGGCUGCAGUACAUGGCCUUCCAAUUGGAGUUGGGUGAGGUAGAGAAGGCCAAGGAGAUCGCCGAGCGUGCCCUCCGCACCAUCACCAUUGGACAAGAUGCCGAGAAGUUGAACAUCUGGGUUGCAAUGCUGAACUUGGAGAACACCUACGGCACUGAGGACUCCUUGGAGGAGGUCUUCAAGCGCGCCUGUCAAUACAACGACACUCAGGAGGUCUAUGAACGGUUGAUCAGCAUCUACAUCCAGUCCGGGAAGAACGAGAAAGCGGACGAGCUCUUCCAGACUGCCCUCAAGAAGAAGGUCUUCGCGUCCUCGAAGUUCUAUGUCAACUACGCCAGCUUCCUGUUCGACACCAUGGCUGAUCCCGAGCGUGGCCGCGCCCUGCUUCCCCGCGCCCUGCAGUCACUGCCCUCCACCACCCACGUGGAGACGACCUCCAAGUUCGCGCAGAUCGAGUUCCGGUCCGAGAACGGCGACGUCGAGCGCGGACGCACCGUGUUCGAGGGCCUUCUGUCUUCGUUCCCCAAGCGCGUCGACUUGUGGAACAUCCUUCUGGAUCUGGAGAUCAAGAACGGCGACGCUGAGCAGGUGCGCCGCUUGUUCGAGCGGGUGCUCGGCAUCCGGGAUAACAAGAAGGGCGGCCCGGCCAUCGAGGCUAGCAAGAAGGUUCGCCCGAAGCAGGCGCGCUUUUUCUUCAAGAAGUGGCUGGCGUUUGAGGAGAAGCUUGGUAACGACAAGAUGGUCGAAGAUGUCAAGGCCAAGGCCGCGGAGUACAUCAAGGCCGUGCAGCAGGAGUAAAGCCAGUACUAGGUACAGCACAUGUAAGGCGGGUAUUAUCCAGGGGUUACGGGACAUUAAGGAAUUCUUUUGUAUAUACAUAAAAAGCCAUUUUUUGCAAUAAGGAUAUUGUCUUU